GAGGGGCGGGGCGCGAGCGGCUUUGGGUAAUGGCAGCGCUGUGAGGACGGAACGGGGCAGCGACCGCGGCCGAGGGCAGGAGCGAGGGAGGCCGGGCGGGGGUCGCUGACUCGGGCCCCGGGCCGCCAGAUUAACACUAAAGCCCCACAAUGUCCUUGAAACCACGAGUAGUUGACUUUGAUGAAACAUGGAACAAACUUCUAACAACGAUUAAAGCUGUUGUGAUGUUGGAUUAUGUUGAAAGAGCAACGUGGAACGAUCGCUUCUCAGACAUUUAUGCUUUGUGUGUGGCCUAUCCUGAACCUCUUGGAGAGAGACUUUAUACUGAGACUAAAAUUUUUUUGGAGAAUCAUGUACGCCAUUUGCACAAGAGAGUUCUGGAAGCUGAAGAACAAGUACUGGUUAUGUAUCACAGAUACUGGGAAGAGUAUAGCAAAGGGGCAGACUAUAUGGACUGUUUAUACAGGUACCUCAACACACAGUUUAUUAAGAAGAACAAAUUGACUGAAGCUGAUCUUCAGUAUGGUUAUGGAGGGGUGGAUAUGAAUGAACCUUUGAUGGAAAUUGGAGAGCUAGCUCUUGAUAUGUGGAGAAAAUUAAUGAUUGAGCCACUGCAGGCCAUCCUUAUUCGGAUGCUCCUCCGAGAAAUAAAAAAUGAUCGCUGUGGAGAAGACCCAAACCAGAAAGUAAUCCAUGGGGUUAUUAACUCCUUUGUUCAUGUUGAACAGUAUAAGAAAAAAUUCCCCCUAAAGUUUUAUCAGGAAAUUUUUGAGUGUCCUUUUCUGAAUGAAACAGGGGAGUAUUAUAAACAAGAAGCUUCGAACUUAUUGCAAGAGUCAAAUUGCUCGCAGUACAUGGAGAAGGUUUUAGGUAGAUUAAAAGAUGAAGAAAUGCGGUGUCGGAAGUACUUGAAUCCCAGCUCAUAUGGCAAGGUGACUCAUGAAUGCCAGCAGAGGAUGGUAGCUGAUCACUUGCAGUUUCUACAUGCAGAAUGUCACAAUAUUAUCAGACAAGAGAAAAGAAAUGACAUGGCAAAUAUGUAUACUCUGCUCCGUGCUGUGUCCAGUGGUUUACCUCAUAUGAUUCAGGAACUACAAAACCAUAUCCAUGAUGAGGGCCUUAGAGCAACCAGCAAUCUUUCUCAGGAAAAUAUGCCAACUCAGUUUGUGGAGUCAGUUUUGGAAGUACAUAGUAAAUUUGUUCAACUAAUCAACACUGUUUUGAAUGGUGAUCAACACUUUAUGAGUGCCCUUGACAAGGCUUUGACAUCAGUAGUUAACUAUCGGGAGCCCAAGUCAAUCUGCAAAGCACCUGAGUUGCUGGCCAAAUACUGUGACAACUUGUUAAAGAAAUCAGCGAAAGGAAUGACAGAGAAUGAAGUAGAAGACAAGCUUACGAGUUUCAUUACUGUUUUCAAAUACAUUGAUGACAAAGAUGUAUUCCAAAAGUUCUAUGCCAGAAUGUUGGCAAAAAGAUUAAUUCAUGGUUUGUCUAUGUCUAUGGAUUCUGAAGAAGCGAUGAUAAACAAACUAAAGCAAGCCUGUGGUUAUGAAUUUACCAGCAAGCUCCAUCGAAUGUAUACAGACAUGAGUGUUAGUGCUGAUCUCAACAACAAAUUCAACAACUUUAUCAAAAACCAGGACACAAUCAUUGAUUUGGGAAUUAGUUUUCAGAUAUAUGUUCUACAGGCUGGUGCAUGGCCUCUAACUCAGGCUCCUUCUUCUACAUUUGCAAUUCCUCAGGAACUGGAAAAAAGUGUACAGAUGUUUGAAUUAUUUUACAGUCAGCAUUUUAGUGGAAGGAAGCUUACUUGGUUACAUUAUCUUUGUACAGGUGAAGUAAAAAUGAAUUAUUUGUGCAAACCUUAUGUAGCCAUGGUCACAACAUACCAAAUGGCAGUGCUGCUUGCCUUCAACAACAGUGAGACUGUCACUUACAAGGAGCUUCAGGACAGUACACAAAUGAAUGAGAAGGAGCUGACAAAAACCAUCAAAUCUUUGCUUGAUGUCAAAAUGAUCAACCAUGACUCAGACAAGGAAGAUAUAGAGACAGAGUCUACAUUUUCAUUAAAUAUGAACUUCAGCAGUAAACGAACAAAGUUUAAAAUUACCACGUCAAUGCAGAAAGACACACCACAGGAGAUGGAGCAGACCCGAAGUGCUGUGGAUGAAGACAGGAAAAUGUAUCUGCAAGCUGCUAUAGUCCGUAUCAUGAAGGCACGGAAAGUGCUGCGACAUAAUGCUCUUAUUCAGGAGGUAAUUAGCCAAUCAAGAGCUAGGUUUAACCCAAGUAUCAGCAUGAUUAAGAAGUGUAUUGAAGUCCUGAUAGACAAACAGUACAUAGAGCGAAGCCAGGCCUCUGCAGACGAGUACAGUUAUGUAGCAUGAUGUGCUGUCCUGCAGGUAUGAUUGUAAGGAGAUCAUUGCUGUCACUGUUUGGUGUGUUCCUGUGGGAAGAGGCAGGCCUGUGCCUCCAUAAUUGGUCACUUGGCAGCCCCUGUUUUUCUGCUGUUUACAACAUCACCAGUGCCAUGUCAUGAGCGUCAAUGAAAAUGCCUAUAGAUAUUUCAAGCUCAUGUCAUUAUGACAUUUCUUAAAACUUUACUAAAAGAAUGAGUGAAGUAUUGCUGAAAUGUGGAGAAUUGGUUGGGUACCAUGCUUUUUUUUUCCCCCCUCCCCUUUCACGUUUGCAGUUGAUGUUUUUUAAUGUAUCUUAAGACAAAGUAAAAAAAAAAUCACACAAAAAACCUAAAUAUUGUAAUAUGACAGAUAACCUAAUAAUUGUAUCUACAUUAAAAUGUAAAAAAAAAUGACGAACAUGAUACUGCUGCUUGUCAAAUAAAAAAAUAAAGUUAUAUAA
Molecule: messenger RNA, 2859 nt
Organism: Zonotrichia albicollis (white-throated sparrow)
Lineage: Eukaryota; Metazoa; Chordata; Aves; Passeriformes; Passerellidae
Gene: CUL2
Product: cullin 2
Biological process (GO): ubiquitin-dependent protein catabolic process
Cellular component (GO): cullin-RING ubiquitin ligase complex
Molecular function (GO): ubiquitin protein ligase binding
Source: RefSeq, a predicted model, not a curated record